GAUCGGAAAGAUGACUCAGGCUCCACGAGGACAAGAAGAUGAGCGCAGCAGAAGGAAGGUACAGGAGGUGGACCCGGACGCGUAUUACCGGCUGAAACUGGCUGAUCGGGACGACUGGAAAGACGAGUAUGCGCCGGAUUCCGAUGACGAGGAGGAGGAGGAGGAAGAAGAGCCUGUCAAGCGCAGAAGAGGAGCAGACGACCAGGUGGACUUUAGCUUCCUCCAAAGAGGCGAGGUAGAAGGCAAGAUCACCGUGGGCAUCAAGGAAGUGGCUGUCCGCCUGGGGGGUCGGAUGAUCCUCCAGGACGCCUCUUGGACUGUGCGCACGGGGGAGAAGCUGGCGCUGGUGGGCGCCAAUGGCUGCGGCAAGACCACGCAGCUGCGGGUGCUGCUGGGACAGCUCACGCCGGAGCAGGGGCAGGUGGUGAAGAGCCCUCCAAAUGCCAAGAUCGCUAUUUUGGAGCAAAGCUUUGUGGAUGACCUGAACCUCGAGAACACCUUGCGGCAGGAGAUUCUGAGCGCUGUGCCGCAGCAGAAGGCGGUGAUGGACGAGAUGGAGGAGGUGGAGAAGGCUCUGGAGGCGAACCCCGAGGACCCCGAUGAGAUGCAGACCUUGGUGGACAGGUUGCAGGAGCUCAGCGACCAGAAGGACCUGCUCGGGGUGGACAAGCUCGAGCAGACCUUGGCUUUCGUCAUGAAACAGGUGGGCUUUCUUUCGGAAGACAUGGACCGCAAAGUGGGCCUCUUCAGCGGAGGUUGGAAGGUGAGAAUCGGCAUGUCCAAGCUCUUCAUGAUGAGGCCAGAUGUGAUCCUUCUGGACGAGCCCACCAACCAUUUGGACCUGAAAGCAGUGGAAUGGAUCGAGGAGUUCCUGAAACAACAAGACCUUCCCUUUGUGAUCGUGACCCACGACCGGGAGUUCAUGAACCGAGUGGCUACUCGAGUGGUGGAGACUGUGGAGGGAAUGACCUACAGCUAUGAUGGCAACUAUGCAUCCUUCAUGCAGCAGAAGGAGACGAAGAUGCUGAACUGGCGGAAGAAGUGGGAGCUCCAGGAAAAGAAGCGGAAGGAGAUUGAGGCGUAUAUCAAGGCAAACCGAGGCG
Molecule: messenger RNA, 1103 nt
Organism: Effrenium voratum
Lineage: Eukaryota; Dinophyceae; Suessiales; Symbiodiniaceae
Source: the annotation of a GenBank genome assembly